Molecule: messenger RNA, 1173 nt
Organism: Rhagoletis pomonella (apple maggot)
Lineage: Eukaryota; Metazoa; Arthropoda; Insecta; Diptera; Tephritidae
Product: probable methyltransferase-like protein 15 homolog
Exons: 1
Coding region: 25-1101 (358 amino acids)
Biological process (GO): rRNA base methylation
Molecular function (GO): rRNA (cytosine-N4-)-methyltransferase activity
Source: RefSeq, a predicted model, not a curated record
CUGUAAUAAGAUUAAAAAAAAAAAAUGCUUCGACGAAUUAAUCAGAUUGUAACUUCUUUGAGGUCAAACUUCAGUACCGUUUCGAAAAUCUGCGAAAAACAUUUAGUUAAGCAUGUUCCUGUACUUUGUGAACAAGCUAUUCUUUAUCUUGAUCCAGCUCCACACAAAAUUUUCAUCGACAUGACAUUUGGUGCUGGGGGCCACACUAGACAGUUAUUACAAAAAUAUGAUGAUAUAAAGGUUUUUGCGCUAGACUGGGAUCCCAUAGCCUUUGAGCUAGCUCAAUGUUUGAGUGAAGAAUUUCCAAAUAGGCUCACACCACUUCUAGGCAAAUUCUCUGAAUUGCCAAAGUUAUUGAAGGAACAUAAUUUAAAAAAAUACUCCAUCGACGGAUUCCUAUUUGAUUUUGGAUGCUCCUCGAUGCAAUUUGAUGAAGCUGCUCGCGGAUUCUCCAUUUCUAAAAACGGCCCCUUGGAUAUGAGAAUGGACCGGGGACGAUGCAAUGAACAAAUCACAGCUGCAGAUGUUCUCGCCCGUGCGGAGGAAGCAGACUUGGUAAAAAUUUUAAGAGUCUAUGGCGAAGAGAAGAGCGCGAAAAAAAUAGCUAGGGCGAUAGUAGAGGCACGUUCUGCGUUUUAUAAGAUUGAAACCACCAAACAGCUGGCGGAUUUGGUGAGCUCGUGUCUUCAGAAUGCAUACCGGCUGGACAAAAUACAGCGACCUACGCAUGUAGCUACCAAAACAUUUCAGGCGCUGCGCAUAUUUGUUAACAACGAAUUGAAUGAGAUCAAUUAUGGAAUGAUUUUAGCCAAGGAAUAUUUGCGCUACGGGGGCCGAUUAGUCGCUAUAACAUUUCACUCUUUAGAAGACACGAUAGUCAAACGCCAUAUAAAUGGAAACGUAAUUGAGGGUAUUGCAAACCCCGUGCCGCUGAAAUAUUGUGGACAUGAUGUUACGCACGAUAAGGAACUAAUUGAGACAUUUGUUCGAUCGAGUUGGCGACAGCUUCACAAACAUGUAAUUACUCCCUGUGAAGCAGAGGUUGCCCGAAACAGUCGUAGUCGUUCUGCUAAACUUCGAGCAGCAACUAAAGUAAAAUAAAUCCUUUUCUUUAGGUUACUGAAAUAUUCGUAAAUUUUAAGAAGUAAUUACGAUUCUUGUAAACUCACAAUA